UGAAGUUUGUAGGUUAAAUCUACAUAUUUAUAAUUAAAACAUUGCGAGGGAAAAAUGGACUAGAUAUCGAGUGGCGAGUGAGUCACUGUUUAUUAGUUAUUUAUUCGAUGGCAGUGAAUUUAAAAAUAGUCGAUCUUGCAGGUGGUCGGAUGAUAUUCGACUGGCGAUUAGUCGAUCAUAAUAUUGUUGAGACGAAUAUUUCCCACGAUUGCCAGGUACUGUUUGACAACGCUCGAAGUUAAAUAAUUUCAAUCGGUCAUUGGGAAUGUUAACUCGAGAUACUUUAAAAUGAAGGAAAUGCGAAAUUCGUAAAUAGCGAAUCGAUUUUUUGAAUUUUGAGGACGUGCCUUUGUACAACGUUCUACGCAGUCGAUGUGUGUGCACACCACCGUGUUGCUGUUGUUUCUCGCAUGGGAACUCGUUACCGAUCGUAUACACGCAUUUUCAUUUACGUUUGCGCGCGUGUGCGUGGGCGUGUUGUGCGGUGUGACUUGCAUGUGUAGUUAAAAUCGCUCGGCAGUCAAGCCGAGAACGGAAUCAAGGGAGCACCUCUCUGUGUUCUCAUCCUGAACGGAGAACCAGUACGAAGCACUUACCACGUUCGGUCUGGUCGCGUACGAUGCGAGUUUCUAGAAGAUUUGCUACGCGUUGUUUCGCGCGUGACAGCUGAAUGUUGUGAAACGAAGGUGAAGGAAGAAGAAAACGGACCGACGAAGUCAGCCAGAGGGUGAUAAAGAAGGGAAAGAAGAAGACGGUGGAAGAAGGGUAACACAAGUGAAACGUUGAACAAAAGGGGGAAAAGAGCAUCGCGAGGGACGAGCAAACUGGCAGACUCCGAGUGAGGGACGGACAGCGAAAGAAACAGAGACACGAGAAAAUUGUUGAACUCGGGGAACAGACGACGGAGGGAGAAAAAGAUAUAUUCGAGAAACAGGAGCGAAGAUCGGGAGAGAGAAAAAAGAAAAAAAAAGAGACGGUUCUUGAUGUCUAUCGCGGUUGGAGAGGCCUGGCCGUCGAUCUGCCGUCCGCGAAUCUAGCGCCCGUUGGAAAUCGUGCCUAGCCUCGCGCGUGUGUGUGUGUUGUGUGUGUGUGUCGUUACGUGCACGUAAAGCGAACGCAGCCAGCGAGGCGCGCGGACGGACGGAGAAAAGGAGGAAGAGGUGGCGGAGGAGGAAGAGGAGGAAGAGAAGGAGUGGGGGUAGAACAGGCGGGUGGAGAGAAAAGUUGGAGAGGUGGCAGCAGCGCCAACCAGCAACAUCAACAACAACAACGCAUCGUCGCGGUAUUACGGGGGCUGCCGGUGUGUGCGUUUCUGAACGUUUAUCGCGUUGUGUGUCGCGGCGCGGUGCAAGUGCCCGGGGGAUUGCAGGGGAAGAGGUAGUGAACCGAAGCCGCCAGAAUUACGCCAAACCGGGGAAAUAUGAGCAUUGCUGCCCUACUACAGGCCGCCGAGUAUAUUGAACGAAGGGAAAGAGAAGCUGAACAUGGCUACGCUUCGACGAUGCCGAUACCCGAUGAUAUGCGGACGGUCACAAAAAGGCCAAAGACGAAAAAAUCCCAGGGCAGCAGGACUACUCAUAACGAGCUAGAGAAAAAUAGGAGAGCGCACCUCAGAAAUUGCCUUGAAAAGCUGAAGGUAUUGGUUCCGUUAGGACCCGAAACCUCGAGACACACCACGCUGGGGCUCUUGACUAAGGCGAAGCGUUUUAUCAAGAACCUGGAGGAGCGCGAACGCAAGCACGCCGUGCACAAGGAACAGCUGUCCCGCGAGCAAAGGUUCCUCAGGCGACGGCUGGAGCAGCUGACGAGCCAGACAGGUCUGAAUGGGCUCCACGGGUUGCACGGGUUGAGCUCGAGCGCGCCUACCGGCUCCUCCUGCGGCCCAGGGGCAGCCGCAGCCGCAGCCGCCGCCGCCGCGGCGCUCCUCUCCAAGCGGCGCAGCGUCUCCGAGUGCUCGCUCGGAACGGCCUCUUCCACCAGCUCCACGGCCAGCUCCAGGAACUCCGACAGGUCUGCGGGCAGUCCAUCCGUCUCGGAGUCCGAUGAAGUAGACGUGAUCGGUUAUACGAGCAACCAAUCGGACACCGAUGAUCACAGCAGCGUGCAGAGCAGCAGCGAUAGUGGCGUCGCUAUGUCCACCUCCAGGCUGACCCUUUCCGAAAUGAUGGACAAUCUUUAGACAAAGAGAUGGCGCGGUGGCGGCGGAAGAAAGCGGAGGGGGAGCACUUGAGGGCGCGGAUGAAGACGAAGAAGCGGUGGGAACAGAGAGCACGAUGAAGAAACGUAUCGGUCUGUAGGGUGGGCUUGCGGAGAAGACAGGAGACAGGGAACAAGAAAGAAGACGAGGAAGAUGAGGAGGAAGAAAGCAUUGGAGCGUGCGAAGAUCGCCGCACGAAACAUCGGGCCGCGAGCACGCACCCACUCGAACCCCUGUCUGUCCAAAAAGAGUCGCGUGACGCGCCAAUCGGAGGGACACUUCGAGGUGGCGCCAAGCACAGUGUCCCGCGCACGCGAUCUCGCCAACGGGGUGGUCUCUGCGAGAAGAAUCGAAUACGCGGCAACUAACGAAACCGACCAGUGCCGAGGAGACGUACGACAGCGAAAGAAGAAACCACCCUCGCGUUGUAACGGAUGAGAACGCGUCGAGCAAGAACGUGAGAAGGAGGAGGAAGAGGAGGAUGAGGAGGAAGAUGAGUCGUCGCUCGAGGAAGAAGCGCAGGAGAGCAGGCGGAGUAGCGCGAGCUAGGGUGAAUACGGCGUGUAAAUUGUCGAGUGCCGACGAGUAUUGUACAUAUUUUUAAAGGGAGACCAAAUUUAUUGGAAGCCUGGGGCACGGAGGAAACGAGUAAAUAAGAUAGAUCGGCGAACGGUAGAUUUUAAAGUGGGUGACUCCGAGCGCUUCUUCCUCGACCGAGACGAGAGAUGAAACGAUCACUGAUGAUACGUGUCAUGGAUCGAUCGGAGACAGGUCGUCGUCGGUACGCGCCCCCUGUCCCCGACCAAUCGACGACGAGACCCGUGGAGGAAUAGCCCCAAUGAUGGUUCGGUGGCGUCGAGUCGCGAGCUUCCACGACGCUUUCCAUGUCGCUCCUUCGAGAAGCAAUCUCCGAACGCGAUAGUCCCCCCUUUCAAGAUCGAAUUUUCAGCCCCCGAAUUCGAGCAAUCGUCCCCCUCUCCCUAAAACGUUUUACGUCCGGCGAUUCGUCGGCUAUAUUGGCCUCAUCUCGAGAUGAAAAACGCCCACCUUGCUAUAGAGCGAGUGGGCGGUCCCGAUUUGGUUACUUGAAAGCGGUGACUACCACGAGUGGGAACGGAAGCUCGCCGCUCUCGUCUAUCCUUUUGAUUUGCAUGAACGUCGUCGCCGCCGUAUACAUAUAUACACAUUCUCAUGUUUUCGUCGCUUUUCUUUUCUUUUCGUUGAGGAGCCACCACGUCUCGUUUUCGUUGAAACGUCGCCGCGUCGCGGGCAACGCGACGUCUGCUUUGUCCCCCUGAUACGGAAACAUCGUUCCGAGCCUCGGAGGAAUUCGAUCCGAUGACGGAAAAGGAAGCACAAUCGUCGAUGACAAACUAGAGCACGGUUUUACGCUUUUCGGUUCCGCGAUUUGGUUCUCGAUUCGAGACACGUUAUUAUUUUUCGACGUUGGCGAGCGGUGCAUGGCGUAAACUGCGUCAGCGCUGUCGCGCGCGUUCGUUGCUCGCGGUCGCGGGUACGAUAUACAAACAAAAAAAAAAAAUUGAAAAAAAAAAAAAAACGUAAAAUCUUUAGUAGAGAAAAAGAAAAAGGAAUUGCGUAUAGACGCGACGUCGAGUAGGCGGUCCUCGUUCUGUGGAAGACUUGACUCCGCCCUUUCGACGACUGCGACUAAACGAAAUCUGUAAAUUCUGUCGCCUAUCGACCUCGCGCGCGUAAUUUGGCUCCUUUUCGACACUACGAAGUCAAAGGGUAUGUAGAAAAGUCUUUUGGGGCGGUGCCGCCGCCGCGGUGGGCGGAGACACGGCCGUAAGGAGUGGAGUCAAAGGCGUGCGUAUCUCGCGCCACGCCUCCUCGGGACGAAAACCUCGUAGUCCCGUCUAUACCCAAGUCUGCACCCGCGAAAAGAUGGGAAACCAGUCGAUCCGUACAAACGUCUACCGCGCGUAUCGGAUUGGCGUAAUCGAGGGACGAGGGGGAAAAGCCCGAAGGGAGAGAACAAAGGCGGUUAAUUGCGAACAAGCUCGACGUCGACGGAUUUCUUCGGGAGCCCUGCGGUUUUAAUUAACCGAGCUCAGAAAAAAAAAAAGUAGAACUUUCAACGCGUGAAACACACACACACACACACACACACACACACACACACACACACACACGAAACCACUUCGUUACGCGCCAAAGGCAAAUAGGGACGAAAGGAAAAUCGAAAAAAAGUACACGACUAAUGUAAGAUUACAUACGACACACACGCAUCGGCACGCGCGCGCAUACAUACACCCCGAGAGAUACCCCAGGUACACGAUCAUCGCGAACGACAUAACAGAAAAUGAGUUUAAAAGAUAAAAAAAAAAAAAAAAAAAAAAACCGAAACACACGUAUACUUUGAACAAUCGUAAGCGCGCGUGCACGCUAACGUAACACUGUAAUUAAGGGAAGGAAACCCUCUACGCGCCGCCAAUGGGGCGUUUGAGAAGUAAUUCUUAUUAUCUUAUGGUAUAAGUAAACGUAAACAAAAGCAUCGUUUCAUUGUAAUACACAUUCAAAGAGUACAAAUUCUGUAAGUCCCUCGUUGGGCGUUUUCGAGGCUGUUACCACCUGUUGUUGUUACGUGAGAUUACGUUUCUUUUUUUUCAACGCCACUUUUUCCGCGUUGAAUGAACGACGGCGUAAAAAACAAAAAUAAUAACAACAACAACAACACAACAACAACAACAACGGCAUACGCAGACCAGUUGGAGGCUGAGGGGCGAGGAAGGGGGGAGGAGCUGCGAGGAAGGCGUGACGCACGUUAAACGGGGAACAAUGUUACUGGCGCGUAAUUUGGGGGGGGGGGGGUGGGGGUAGACAGAGAAAGAGAGCGAAUUAACGGAGUACGUGGUACGAGACAACGUUUUCGAAGAAAAUGAGGUCGUACAAGGGUCCAAAGAGCUCCGAGAGGGAAAUCGAUCGAUCGAUCCUUCGCUACCGAUACCACGGAGUAACGCCUGUUACACAAUAGCUGGUGACUCUGGUGAUCAGCUGUCUAGUUGGAGCUCCGAGUUUCCACUUUGCGGUUCGAGUGGGACUCUGCUCUCGUAACCUAAGCGAGGUUUGGGUCACCAGCUGUCCGUUCGCUGAAACGAUCGAGGGUCUCGCGCGGGGAACGCCUCGAUCCGCGAUCUUUCGACCGGAUCAAGCGUUUUUCGAUCGUCGAUCGGGACUCUGUGUAACAGUGGGGACGCGGUUGGGGCGAUCGUGACGCUCUCGGGACGAAAAUGAGAAAGGGGAGAGGAGGUUUCGUGGGCUAGGUUUACGCAGACCAGAUAGACUGAUUACCAAACGUAACGAGUGAUCUCUUGAAAAAAAAAAAAAAAAAGUGGUUUAAACGGCGUUAGUUUGUAAGAAAAAUAAACACGAAAAUAAAAACCAACGUUAACCUUUUUUGGGAUAGGACGAUUUCGACGGUUGGGGCGAACCGAAAUCCGUGUUUGUAGAUUUUUCUCGCAGAGAGUACCCUCGACGAACGCGCGCGCGAGCUAUGAAACGAACUGUACUCGCGGAUGCAAGAGAGAUCCGCCCUUGGAGUGAAUGCGGCUCCUAUUGGUGGGAAUUUGUUUUGCUCCGCCCUCGAAACGCACACUAUGGCUACAAAGAAAUCUGUUGGGGCGGUAUUUGAAGAUUACUUGACACGUACACGCGUGGCGGAGUUCGAAUGUUCAGUCUGAGGAAGAGGGCGUGUCCUAUUCGGGACAUAGCGCCGCCUUGAUAACGCCCGUGUCAUCUAUUGGUCGGUACAUGCGACCUAGGCGUGUCAGGACUGCACAUCUGAUCUCCGCGUUAUAUCAAAUUGUAAGGGAUAGUCCACAACCGGAGUUACACAUUUUUUUUUUACAUCACGAUCAUCUUAGAAGGGCAGAUCUCUGAUGCUACUGCUAGUAAAUGUGUUUGAACGAACGCGAUGACGUAUGAUCUCCGAAGAGAGAACGUUGCAGAAGUUGGACGAUCGACGACGAGAUGUUCGGGUUACAUUUGAUGCGGGAAGGGGCGUAACGAUCACGUGAGGCGCGAACGACAGCCAACGCGCGAUAGGAGGGGGCGGUUCCUUAGUUUGGGGCGGUCCCUCGAUGCGACAAGAAUGAAACAGGGAAGAGGGGGGCGACGGAGAAACCCAAAAUCCCACCGAGAGAGCGACCAAGCCGAAUGAAAUAUUUUCAGCAAGGCAAGCCGCGACUUUUUAAUAUUAAACGUAAUGAUACUCCCGCAUGUCGUUGUUGUAUCAACAAUCGACCUUAUCUAUAGUGAAACGCAAUCAUAUUGGUUGUUGCAGAAGAUUUACCGCGGCCGACACAUCAAAUAUAAACGGCGGGAUUUGGGUCAGCUCGACGCCCUAACAGAUUCACACCUCUCCUUCGAGCUCAAACCUUCCUAUCUAGUGAAGAUCUUUUCCAAGCUUGAGAAAAUCACCUCCUACUCGCGAACGUCCAUUUGCAUUUCUAUUUUCACUUGUCACGGAUCUAGCCUCAUUAUUCACGAGUCAUCCCCACCACUGUCUACCUUUCUUCCGGAAUGAAAACGAAACCUCAACCAAAUUGAUCGAUAUUCCAAACAUUUUUCGAAGCCCUAUUCUCUACGUCUUUCCUUCGGUUUCCUUCCUUUCGUCGCGAUAUCAUGGAUCAUAGGCGCGGCAAUCUGGAGUUUCUAUCGAUCAGCUGGCUCCGGCGACGAGGAUCGUCGCCGAAUGCAGCAAGAGAGGGCGGUUCACUCGACGGAAGACACGCCAGAUUGAUUAAUCGUCGCGUUGCAUCCGUUCGUAAUUAUCCUCCGCGUAUCGACGAGCAUCGUGGGCACGCGUUGGUUGUCGUUCGUCGAUCAGGGAGUGGGCGGGUGGGCGGGCAGGCACGAGGGGGCGGGCCGAAGACGGGCGAUAUUUCUCGCGAGAGACUACGCCGUUGACUUUUCGACAGGCAGCGAUCGUGAUCAUUCGAUUCACGUCGCUCGAAUCAUUCGUCCAGCGACAAAGUUAUUCCUUUUUCUUUUCAUUGUUUUGUUUCCGGUAGAGGGGCCGAGAGGAGGGGAGGGGGUAGGGGGGAGGGGGGGGGGGUAGGACGAAAAACAAAUUAAGAAAAAAAAAGAAAAAAAAAAAGAAUAAAAACAGAAAGAGAAACCGUACCGGGCUAAACGAGGGAACCACCCAAUGAACCAUCUACAUAGCAAACCAAAAAUUUAAAAGGAAAAAAAAAUAAUGAUACAUACAUACAUACAUAUA
Hylaeus anthracinus is the source of this 7439-nucleotide messenger RNA. It is a transcript of the gene Mad, whose product is annotated as max dimerization protein 1-like. Gene Ontology annotation, molecular function: DNA-binding transcription factor activity, RNA polymerase II-specific; RNA polymerase II cis-regulatory region sequence-specific DNA binding; protein dimerization activity. The record is from RefSeq and is a predicted model, not a curated record. NCBI's taxonomy places the organism in Eukaryota, Metazoa, Arthropoda, Insecta, Hymenoptera, Colletidae. Bases 1421 to 2179 code for a protein of 252 amino acids. The transcript has 8 exons. Gene Ontology annotation, biological process: regulation of transcription by RNA polymerase II.